Molecule: messenger RNA, 2205 nt
Organism: Solanum stenotomum
Lineage: Eukaryota; Viridiplantae; Streptophyta; Magnoliopsida; Solanales; Solanaceae
Product: protein PSK SIMULATOR 2-like
Exons: 14
Coding region: 1-1914 (637 amino acids)
Biological process (GO): positive regulation of growth; DNA repair
Cellular component (GO): nucleus
Molecular function (GO): phosphoric diester hydrolase activity
Source: RefSeq, a predicted model, not a curated record
AUGGAGCAUCUCAUGAGAGUUCAAUACUAUUGGAAGAGAGGACGUGUUAUCUCUGGGGCUUAUGAGCAAGGAGGAAAGAAGUUUGUUUUGAAUCGACUAGCCAGUGAAGGGCCACCAAACUUUUCAGACGAUCCUAUUGAUGUAUCAUUGCCGGAGAUUCUCAAUCCAAUUGAGAAUCUUGAACAACUAUUUAUUGCAACAUUUACUGCUGGUAUACCGUUGUUUCUGUCCUACUGCGAGAUUCCAGCUGAUCUACUACCUGUUACCAUAGCUUGCCACAAUGUUGAAAAUUGUUGGGGUUCGAGCCCUAAUAAAAGAAGUUCAAAGCCUUAUCCAGAUUUUCCAAACCUGGUUAUUAUUUAUCCUCCAUUUCCUGAGGUGAUAGCAUUUGGUCAAGACCUAAGUAAAUCAGCCAUUGGUUGCCAUCAUCCAAAGUUGCUUGUGUUGCUAAGGAGAGGUAGUCUCUGUGUUGUGGUCACAUCUGCUAAUUUGGUGGUAGAACAGGCCCCCACCUGUUUUCUUGGAAAAGCCAGUACAGUUGGCCUAGAAAAGGCAGUAGAAGUUUUAGAUACACUUGGCAACAGCAUGAGAAAUUUGAAUUCUCGAGGCUUCAUGACUGGAAUGGCAUCUCGACAAGACAAAAUAUCUAUUCUAGCAUUUGAAAUUGCAAACACCAUCACCAAAGCUGCAAAUUUAUUGCAAUCUCUUUCUGAAGAAAAUGUCGAGUAUUUAAACAAGGAACUUCUUCCUUCAAAAGGUGUGCAACAGUUGGUUUCUACUAACAUGAAGGAUCUGCUUACUAUAGUUGCUCAUGACAAAAGGGAGGAUUUUGCUGUUUUCUGUUGUGAAGUCAUCAGAUUUGGAGAUAUGUGUAAAGACCCACAAUGGCACAAUCUAGGUCGCUAUUUUUCCAAGUUGGACAUGGACACUGUUACUCAUAAACAGCUAAGAACAGAGGCUGAAAUGACAAUGCAGGAGCUGAUAACUCUGGCACAACAUACUUCUGAACUGUAUCAUGAGCUUCACGCACUGGAUAAAUUUGAAAAGGAUUAUCAAAGAAAAAUUGAGGCAUUAAUUUUUUUAAAACUGUCUCUCGAAGGAGAACAUGCCAUGAUGUUAGAAAGCGAGCUAAAACAUCAAAGAAAAUCUGUGAGGAACUGGAAAAAGAAGAGUCUUUGGUUCAAGAGUCUGGAGGAGGUUGUAGAGAAGCUUGUUGGCAUUGCUACUUUUAUUCAUCAAGAGAUUUCAGAGGCAUAUGGAUAUGACGUAGGGUUGACAUCCUCGCCUAGAAGAAAAUCAGAAACACUGGGAGAAGCUGGUCUUGCUUUACACUAUGCUAACUUAAUUACUCGAAUAGAUGCCAUUGCCUUAUACCCCACUUCUCCUUCUGAUAACAUGAGGGAUGCACUAUAUAAUGGAUUACCCCCCAACGUGAAGACAUCCCUUCGUUCUCGGUUGCAGGCAGUCACUAAGGAAGAGCUCACACUUUCUCAGAUCAAAGCAGAUUUGGGAAUAACACUUCAGUGGCUUGUUCCAAUAGCUACAAAUACUAAAAGAGCACUUCAAGGUUUCGGGUGGGCUAAUACUGGAAAUGAUUUAGGCAAGAUGAGUCGUGGACACAAGAAGAUCAUUCGGUUGCAAACUCUGUAUCAUGCAGACAAAGAGAAGAUGGAUGAACUUAUCAUUGAACUCGUGACAUGGCUUCAUCACAUGAUCAGCCUGAGAAGAUCCAAUAAGGCUUUCCCACCAAAAACAUCCAAGGUGCGGUUCUCUGAGGAAGAUAGAAACUUAUUGGAGAAGGUAAUGCAGAGAGGAAUGUUGGUUCCAGGAAUAAGCAAAAGCCAGGAAUUCGUCAUGUCCAAGAAACAUGUCCAGCGUCUAAGUAAAAGCACUGGUACUUCUCCACAUACAUAGUUCAAAGCCUAACGUAUUAGAUUAAACAGUUUGAGCUUCUAAACAAACGUCUCAAGAUAUUUUUUCGAUACACAUCCUAAUUCUAUAGGGUGGCAAAUGACAAUAACUCAUUAAGGGUUCUAAAGAUUAUAUUAUCUUUGAUCACUACUCAUGGCUAGUGAAGUUUGACUGGAAAGAGUUUUUUGUGUAGUAAAUGUUGUAUGGGUUUCUAUGGGGUGGCAAAUGGCAAUAAUCAUCUGAAGCCCUCUUUACAUGUUUGACAAAACCUGGAUUCUUUCUCAAGUGUAAAUC